This is a messenger RNA of Nymphaea colorata (pocket water lily), 822 nucleotides long. Its product is annotated as heavy metal-associated isoprenylated plant protein 41-like. The transcript has 5 exons. Lineage: Eukaryota; Viridiplantae; Streptophyta; Magnoliopsida; Nymphaeales; Nymphaeaceae. Gene Ontology annotation, biological process: rRNA base methylation. The record is from RefSeq and is a predicted model, not a curated record. Bases 217 to 822 code for a protein of 201 amino acids. Gene Ontology annotation, molecular function: rRNA (uridine-N3-)-methyltransferase activity. Gene Ontology annotation, cellular component: cytoplasm.
GGUGCUUACGCAUGAUGGUGGUUCCUGCUGACUUUUCGCAUUCUGUCGCUCGCUCUUCCCUCUUCCUCUUUUCUUUAGUGUGUGCUUUCUCUCCUCUCUCUCUCUCUUUCUGCAGCAGUAUAGAACAGAAUGAAUAUCAAGAUCAUCCGCCGGAAGUCCAGCAGCAGUACAGAACAGAAAUAAGAUCAGGGAGUUGGUAUCUCUUUCUUUUCGGCGAUGAAUUUCAAGAAUGAGCAUGAGAUCCUUCUGGUGGGAGAAGGGGACUUCUCUUUCUCGCACAGCGUGGCUAAAAAGCUUGGUUCUGCAAGGAAAAUGACCGCUACAUCGCUAGAUAGUAGAGAGGAGUUGAAGAAAAUGUAUGGGGAUGCACAGCAAAAUCUAGAGCAGUUGGCGAGAAUGGGGUGCCUCCUGCUGCAUGGAAUGGACGCGACCACCAUGAGCGCCCGCGAGGAACUGAGGGACAGGAGGUUUGACAGGAUCGUCUUCAACAAUCCUCGGGUCAGGACAGUAGGGCUGGACCAUGACAAAAAGCAAAUCAAGGAAAACAGCAAGCUAAUGGAGGAGUUCUUUGAGAAUGCGAGCGGGCUGCUGAGCCCGGGUGGGGAGGUCUACGUAUCGAUGAAGACAUGCGCUCCUUACAAUGAGUGGAAGGUGGUGAGGCAAGCGGCAAAGUCGGGUCUCUUCUUAGCAGACAAAUGUGAGUUCAAGAUAUCGGAGUUCCCUGGCUACACCAACAGGAAAGGAAGAGGAAAAUCCUGCAACAAGACCUUCCCCCUCGAUAGUUGCUGCACCUUCGUCUUCAAGCACCUCCUUUAUCUCUGA